AUGGAUUCUUCGAAUGGUUUGGGUCGUAUAGGCUCAUCUCCAUGCAUCUGUGGAAAUCACGGCUGCUUGGACCCUAUCGUUAAAAUCCCACGAAAUAGCACUGACUCUGCUGCGGCUUGGAACGCUGCCUAUCUUAGCAGUUCAGCUCCCAGUCUACAACACCUGAGUCACAGAAGAGAUCCCAGGGACUUGAAAUGGUACGAUAAUACGUAUGAGAACAGAAGGAAUAGUAAGGCCUUUGUAACACCCAUCUUUCGUCGCCAACUUCCUUACUUGCAGCCUCCGGGGCCGUUACCCGCAUAUAACGAGGCUAUACCACAUCAGACAUCAUAUCAACGUGAGUUCACCCCUACUAUAUCAAUGCGGGUACGCUCGGAGAAAUUGGUCAAGCCAGAGAUAUUGGACAGUCCCUUGCAUAAGUCGUUCAGUUCUGCCCAGCUGAAAACUGUUGUCAGACCUUUUACAGCCGUUCCAGUCGACUACUCUUCUGAAUACGUAAGACACCAAAAGGGUUGCACUACAAAAUCCAGUCUAUCAGUAGAACCACCUCAUACCCAGAACACAACAGUGCCCAAGAAAAAGAGCCCCUUCGACGAACUUUUCGAUAGAACUUACUUCAAGCCAUCGGGUGUUAGCGGGCCACGAGGAGCAGAAUCGGGCUUUUGGCCUGCAAGCACCAGGCGCAGACUUUAA
Molecule: messenger RNA, 693 nt
Organism: Giardia duodenalis
Lineage: Eukaryota; Fornicata; Diplomonadida; Hexamitidae
Exons: 1
Coding region: 1-693 (230 amino acids)
Source: RefSeq, a predicted model, not a curated record